Penicillium egyptiacum is the source of this 741-nucleotide messenger RNA. The record is from the annotation of a GenBank genome assembly. Lineage: Eukaryota; Fungi; Ascomycota; Eurotiomycetes; Eurotiales; Aspergillaceae.
AUGUCUUUCAAUAAAUUACCCAGCCCAAAGGAAGAUGCCAGAGCGGUGUUCGAAGUUCUAAAACGGGGUGGUAUUGCGAUUAUUCCUAUGAGCGUUGGUUACGGAAUCACUGCGAUCGAUCCGGACGCAUUGGACCGAAUUUUUUGCACGAAAAGGCGAGAACCACACAAGCGACAUGCAAUGGUCGGCAGCUACUUUCUGCAUCGAGAUAUUCAUGUUCUUCCCCCUAAGGAAGCCGAUAUGGUCAAACUCUUAACCGUGGACUUGAACCUUCCUCUAGGGAUUGUUGCGCCAUAUCGCCUUGACCAUCCGAUUCUCCAAAAGCUUCCACCGAAAAUAUUAGCACAGAGCGUUGUUGGGGAUACCCUAGCAAUGUUGGUCAAUGGAGGUGCUUUGCUAGAAGAAUUAUCUCGACUCGCGGCCCUAGAGAAACUUCCUUUAAUGGGAUCUUCGGCCAAUAUCACCGGCAAGGGAACAAAGACUGUGGUCGAGGACAUCGAGCCAGAGAUCCUCGAAGUGGCGGAUAUUGUUAUUGACUAUGGGCGACAAAAGUUUCACCAUCCUCGAGCCUCUUCAACCAUGAUUGAUUUUAGAAAAAUAGAGGUUCUGCGAUUCGGGGCUUGUUAUGAUGUGGUGCAGGAUGCGCUCCGGCGCUUUUAUGGAGUCAAAUUGCCAGACGAUCCUAGAACAUCGACUCUUUCGUCUGGACAGACUUGUGCGAACAGGAUGAAUGACUUCUAG